This is a messenger RNA of Helicoverpa armigera (cotton bollworm), 4165 nucleotides long. RefSeq names its product kelch-like protein 5. The record is from RefSeq and is a predicted model, not a curated record. Gene Ontology annotation, molecular function: protein binding. Lineage: Eukaryota; Metazoa; Arthropoda; Insecta; Lepidoptera; Noctuidae. Bases 193 to 2022 code for a protein of 609 amino acids. The transcript has 10 exons.
GCUCUAAAACUUUAUUAUAAUCUGUGCAUUUGUCAAGGAGUAAAAAAUAAAUGUCUUUCUUUGUUUUCGUUUGUUGUCUCAAAUUCAUAUUCAUGUCGAGUCGUUGCUUUGUUAUGAACUGUGAAAUUUUGAUAGAAAAUAAAUAAUUGAGCAGUUUUAACAAUAGUAUCAGUGUUAAUUACAGGAUUAACGAUGUCGGCUACCGAUACACAGAAACCUGAGAGUUCAAAGGAUACCAUAUCAAGCAAUUCGAUCGAUGAAGGCUUGCCGAGAGAACUAAGCCAGUUAAGUCUUUCAAGUGCUUCAAGUCAAGAUGAAUUCUUUUGCGACUCAGGACAUUCGGGUGCAGCUUUGAAAAAUAUAUUCGGCUAUUAUCAGUCUCAAAAGUUGUGUGACGUUACUCUUAUUGCAGGAGGAUGCAGAAUCCCAGCACACAAAAUCCUUCUUGCAUCAUGUAGCGAGUACUUCGCAGCAAUGUUCACUGGCUCCCUGAGGGAAGCUCAGUCAAGUGAGAUCACACUUGAGCGAGUUGACCCGCAAGCACUGCAGGAUCUUGUACACUAUUGUUACACUGGCACCAUAGAACUGAGAGAGGAAACGGUUGAGGUGCUCCUUUCGACAUCAAGCUUGUUGCAGCUUAAUUCUGUUACAAAUGCUUGUUGUGCUUUUCUAAAGAAGCAGCUGGACCCUUGUAACUGUCUGGGAAUAGCUUUAUUUGCUGAACAGCAGUCCUGUUUGGAUUUACACAAAAGUGCUUUGAAAUACACAUACCAAAACUUCAUGCAGGUGGUGAAACAUCAAGAAUUUUUAUCCCUCCAAGCAGACCAGCUAGCUAACUUGCUGAAAUCUGAUGAUCUCAAUGUAGUGACUGAAGAAAAUGUAUUUGAAAGCCUCAUGGCGUGGGUCCAACAUGAUAGUGCCAAUAGAGAAAGCCAUUUGGCCACUUUGUUAAAACUUAUCAAGCUACCCCUUCUAUCAUCAGAGUACUUAAUUGAUAAAGUAGAAUUAGCGUGCGGUAAUGUGCCAGAAUGCCAGCCACUGAUUAUGGAAGCAGUGAAAUGGCAUCUUCUGCCCGAGAGACGGUCACUUCUGUUUUCACACCGCACACGGCCACGGACAUCAACGAUUGGAAGGCUUUUAGCUAUCGGUGGCAUGGAUGGAUAUAAGGGUGCCAGUAAUAUGGAAAUGUACGACCCGCGAACGAACACUUGGACUCCAUUUAUGCGAAUGGGUGCCAGGAGGCUGCAGUUUGGAGUUGCCGUCAUGCAGAACAAACUCAUCGUAGUUGGUGGCAGAGAUGGACUCAAAACAUUGAACACGGUGGAAUGUUUCGACUUGACCUCUCUAAGCUGGAGUGUAUUGGCUCCUAUGAACACACAUCGUCACGGCUUAGGCGUGGCUGUUCUAGGCGACGGACCGAACUCGCCGGUCUACGCAGUUGGCGGUCACGAUGGUUGGAUCUACUUGAAUUCCGUGGAGAGAUGGGAUGCCUGUUCCCGCACCUGGACGAUCGUGUCUCCGAUGACGGGUGCUCGCAGCACGUGCGGCGUGGCGGCGCUGCGCGGGCGCCUGUACGCGGUGGGCGGGCGCGACGGCGGCGCGUGUCUGCGCUCCGUGGAGUGCUACGAUCCCGCCACUAACCACUGGACUAACUGUGCCCCUAUGAUGCGCAGGAGAGGCGGUGUUAGCGUUUGCGCAGCGGGCGGUUACUUAUACGCGUUGGGAGGCCAUGAGGCGCCGGCCAACACUGUCGGCGGCCGACUGGCUUGCGUCGAACGAUACGACCCGGUAGCUGAUUCCUGGAUCCUUCUAGCUCGACUGUCUUAUGGCAGAGAUGCUAUCGGAUCCUGUCUACUUGGUGAUCGGAUUGUUGCUGUCGGUGGAUACGACGGGGUGCAAUACCUCUGUGUUGUCGAAGUAUACGAUUCUGAAUCCAACUGUUGGCGGAAACUCGCUCCUUUAAGCACGGGGCGAGCGGGCGCGGCCGUGGUUGCCGUGCCGCCGCCCAAAAACGUCUUCUGAUACAACUCGACACAACGCCCGGUCGACACAGCUAAGUUCAUCCCAGUACUCUCUAUGUCCGACCCGGAGGACGAAGACGAUGACUACUAAAAACGUCCAAAAUGAAACUCUAAAAUUGUACUGACUUAAACAAAUAAAAUUAAUUCGUUAAUAAAAUGUGAUAAGACGUAAAUUGGAGACUCUAACUUCAGGCAUAGUAAUCCACGAUUCAGAUUUUUGAUGCUACAUCUAUUUUUCGCAAUUGACUUUCCAUUUCUGGGAUUGUGUAAGUAACAAUUUUAUUCCUUAUUCUUUUCUAGCUUUUCUUUUAUCACCCUAAACUUUAAUAAAUUAUUACGGUGCGUAACGCUUUGAAAAAAAAAAUUACUAUGUUGCUGAUUGACUAUGCCAUUCUCCUUCGAGUAGAUCCACAAACUCGUCGACUAAAAACCAAUUUAAAGUUACACAAAAAUUGUCACUCGUUUCGUGAACUUGUGUUGUUCAAUGUAUAGAAAAUAAAAUAAACAGUUUAUUUUGGUUUCUUUUUCGUAAUUCAAGACUGUUAUUAAAUAUUUGAUUCCAUUAUCGAAUUUAAAGGUUAGACUUAUAUGCGUUGUAUUUAAUAGAUUAAUUUUUUAACAUAUUAAUAAAUAUUCAGUGUGAUAAUUAUAGUUUCUAGUUCAUAAUCAUGGUUAUUAUAAUUUGACACUUAAUAAUGGAAAUGUUCUCAUUACUCAUAGAUGCAGCUUCCUUAGUAUACUAUCAAAUAAAUUAAAAGUCAUUUUAUCAUCUUUCUGAUCAUUUGACAUUAAAUCUUAAUUGGUGAUCUCAGUACUAAGAAUGCGAAAUAAAGGAUUAACGGUGAGUUCCACCAUUUAGCUAUAGUGACAAUCACACCAUUUUAAGUUGUCAAAUCACAGAUUUGACCAACGGGUUGCCAAGUACAUGGCUGGUGAUGGUUUAGUUAUAGUUAGAUGGUGUAACUUAUUCUUAGUUUUAGUUAAUAUCUAUUACAUAUAGGAGACUGCUAGUAAACUAUAAGUUAUCUCAUAUAUUUUUUUAUGUAUACCCUUCAAAAACUUUAUAAUGAGCAAAUAAUGAAAUUGUAUAUCUGUGUGUAAACUGCCUUGGAGUUUUCUAAAAUGUGCAUGUUCAAACAUAUUUUUACUGUAAAUGACAAUUCAAAAAUCUCUUUCACAAUAUAAGCAUAUUAUGAUGUUGAUGUUUCAUGAAGUAAAAUAAGGUAAAUCUACAAUUUUAGCAUGGCCAUACUUUAUGAUUAAUCCGAAUAUCUACUUAUUUUUUUAUGGACUCCCAUAUUGGUGCAUCUUUUUAAGCUUUUUCAGCACCUGCUAUAUACUUGUAAUUUUUAACACUGUUAUAUUCUGUUUUCUCUACUUAUAUUAUGUUUUUAUACAAACCGCUGUGAAAUUAAAUGAAUUAUUUAAUUUAUAGGGUCUUAGCUGCAAUUUAUAUAAAAUAUUUUGGUCUGAGCACAGCUCGAAUAAUAACAUUAAAAAAAAUGGUGGUAUUAUUGUAAGGCACAGUACUUGAAUCCUCUGUAUUAGUGUUGUGUCAUUUGUUUAGUACUUAAUAAAUAAAAAAUACCCUAAAUGGUGAACGCAUACCUAUCAGACUCGAGUGCGGCGAAGGAAUUGAAUUUUAGAAUAGUUUAUAAUAAUAUGAUAUCGUAUGACCACUCUUGUAAGUGGCGAAUCGGUGGAAGCGGCCGAAUCUGGCAGAAUCAUAAUGUGUAAUCUUAAUGACAUUUGAUAGAUUUCGAUUCCUUCACCUGAGUCGGUUCUGACAGAUGCGCGCGUGCACAUUAGAUUUAUAUGAGAAAUAUGGAUAAACAUGGGCCACUGUCCCAUCUCAACGUUUUUAUUAUAUAAUAAACAAUAAAAUAGCAGGCAUCUGCACUCAAGGGUAGUUAAGUAGUUUAUACUCUUAUUAAUUCUGUAAUUUUAAAAUGCUGUAAAACUAGCUGUUUUUCCGCGGUUUCACAGAAACUUCUUCCCGUACCGGAAAAAAAUAUAGCCCAUGUUUCUCGGGGAUAGUCUAGCUUUCCAAUAGUAAAAUAUUUUUUCAAAUCGGUUAAGUGCUAAAUAUUGUAUAGUGAAUUAUUAAACACUGUGUACUCCAUAAAUAUUUUGAUGAAACAGUA